Messenger RNA from Salvelinus sp. IW2-2015, 2067 nucleotides. RefSeq names its product somatostatin receptor 1a (gene sstr1a). Gene Ontology annotation, biological process: cellular response to estradiol stimulus; neuropeptide signaling pathway. Gene Ontology annotation, molecular function: somatostatin receptor activity; neuropeptide binding. The record is from RefSeq and is a predicted model, not a curated record. NCBI's taxonomy places the organism in Eukaryota, Metazoa, Chordata, Actinopteri, Salmoniformes, Salmonidae. Gene Ontology annotation, cellular component: plasma membrane; neuron projection.
ACGCACCGUCUGCGCGCCACAGCACAGAGCAACUCCCGUGAGGAGAUGGGUUACCUGGACAGUCGCACUGAUUGAAAUGUAUUAUUUAACAGAAGACAUAGGCCUACUUUUUUGAGGAUUCUUCUGGAAAAACACAGCCAAAAUGCUCCCCAACAGCUCUUUCAGGAAUCUAACCUUGGAGGACGGUUUUUUCCUAAUGAACAACUCGUCUGGGAACGAAACGUACAGCGAGUCUCAAGGCAGCGCUAUCCUCAUCUCCUUCAUUUACUCGGUUGUCUGUUUGGUCGGACUGUGCGGGAACUCUAUGGUUAUCUAUGUCAUUUUCAGAUAUGCCAAAAUGAAAACUGCAACAAAUAUUUACAUUCUGAAUCUGGCCAUAGCGGACGAGUUACUUAUGCUGAGUGUCCCUUUCUUGGUGACAUCUUCACUCCUUCAUCACUGGCCUUUCGGCUCCCUUCUCUGCCGCCUUGUUCUAAGUGUUGAUGCUAUUAAUAUGUUUACGAGUAUUUACUGCUUAACUGUACUUAGCAUAGACCGAUAUAUCGCGGUUGUGCACCCCAUCAAAGCCUCCCGGUACAGGAGACCCACAAUAGCUAAAAUAGUCAACUUUGGGGUUUGGAUGUUUUCUAUCCUGGUCAUUUUGCCCAUUAUUAUAUUUUCCACGACCGUUCCAAACUUGGACGGUUCGGUUGCUUGCAACAUUCAGAUGCCAAAGCCAGUUAACCAGUGGAUGGCUGUGUUUGUGAUCUAUGCCUUUCUCAUGGGCUUUCUGUUCCCAGUCAUUGCUAUCUGUAUGUGUUACAUCCUCAUCAUCGCCAAGAUGAGAGUGGUGGCACUGAAGGCAGGUUGGCAACAGCGUAAGAAGUCGGAGAGAAAGAUCACUCUGAUGGUGAUGAUGGUGGUGACCGUGUUUGUCAUCUGUUGGAUGCCCUUUCACAUUAUGCAGCUCGUCAAUGUCUUUGUGGAGCACCAUAACGCAACACUCAUGCAACUCGCAGUGAUUCUGGGAUACGCAAAUAGCUGCGCCAACCCUAUACUGUACGGAUUUUUAUCAGACAAUUUCAAACGUUCGUUCCAAAGAAUUUUGUGCCUGCGGUGGAUGGACAAUGCAACGGAAGAACCAAUAGAUUACUAUGCCACGUCUCUGAAAAGUCGUGGUUACAGUGUGGAUGAAUUUCAACCGGACAAUAUGGAAUGUGAUAGCACGUAUAGAAAUGGAACCUGUACUUCUAGGACAACGACACUGUAGCAGCAUAUGGACAUGAUGAAAUGAACAAAAUCAUUAACGUGACCACUGAGUGUUUCGCUCAUAACUAGGCGGUUACUUCGAUAUGUAUUCAUGUUGUUUACCUGCAACUAUUUGAACGCAAUUAAAAUGUUAAAUAAUCCAAAUGUCUUAUUAUUGUUCGUAGUAUUACAAUGUGGAUUCAGGUGGCACUGUGCGUAAUAGUCCUCCAAGUAGCACAAGUCGCCUACAGAGCUGAAACUGACUGGCACCACUAGAGGCUUCCGGAGUGAUAUUAUUUCCACUGUGUGAGCACAUACAAAAAAAGUGUUAAACAGUGCUGCUUAUGAUUAAUCUAUUGCAGAUAUCUUGGAGAGUAUACCGAGAUGUGCAGUUUAAGUUCAGAUUCAUACUCAGACUCUAUGAUGAAUUAUUAAUUGCGCAAAUUCAAGUUAAAACAGCAUCAGUGAUCUUCGCUUUUAAAUCUCUCAGGCAGAGAGCAACAUGGACACUUGUUCACCUUAGCAAAACAACCACAUCCUGGUCCAGAAAGAGCAGCCCAGCUAUCUCUUAUCCGCUGUCCUCUUAUCUUUGGUGCAGAUUUACUCAGCUCUUUGUAGAAGAUAGCCACUGGGCACGGACGUCAGUUCAACGUCUAGUUUUCAAUUGGUUGCUGAAUGAAACGUGCAAUCAACCAAAAAUGUCCUAAUGUCAUUAGAUUUGUAAUAAUACGACACGAAAUUCCCUUACAUUGAUUACUUUUGUUCAAAUCCAAUCAGUUUUCCACGUCGAUUCAACGUCAUCACUUUGAUUUAAACCCCAAAAAUGUUUAUAUGGAAACA